Pygocentrus nattereri (red-bellied piranha) is the source of this 954-nucleotide messenger RNA. RefSeq names its product eukaryotic translation initiation factor 4E binding protein 3 (gene eif4ebp3). The transcript has 3 exons. Gene Ontology annotation, molecular function: eukaryotic initiation factor 4E binding. Bases 157 to 486 code for a protein of 109 amino acids. Lineage: Eukaryota; Metazoa; Chordata; Actinopteri; Characiformes; Serrasalmidae. The record is from RefSeq and is a predicted model, not a curated record. Gene Ontology annotation, cellular component: cytoplasm. Gene Ontology annotation, biological process: negative regulation of translational initiation.
GACUCGUUUGUCUGAGGGCUGCAGUCAGCAGAGCUCACAGUGAGCGGCGGAAGGCAGAGAGCUUAAACACGUAACGUAACCAGCAAUUGGCUCGAAAAACAAGUCUCACUUUCAAGCGACUAGGUACCUGAACGUGACUGUUAGGAGCUGAAAACCAUGUCGACUGUCUGUGAAGCGUCCUCGGGCUGCCCCAUUCCGAGCCGAGCGGUAGACGCUAAAAGCUGGUCUCCCCUGCCCGACUCUUACAGCCAGACCCCUGGAGGAACUCUCUUCUCCACCACUCCUGGAGGGACCAGAAUCAUCUAUGACAGGAAGUUUCUUCUAGAGUGCCGGAAUUCCCCAGUCGCACGGACCCCUCCAUGCUGUCUCCCUCACAUUCCAGGGGUCACUAUGCCGGCUGCACACACACUGGGCAAACUACUGGAACAAGAAGAGGACUGCAAGGACCUCCCUGCUGAAGACAGUCAGUUUGUAAUAGACAUCUGAACCUGCAAUGCAGCUCCUAUGGAGAAAUCAUCGAUCACAGCCUUUUCUACCAGCCUUUGCUCCUGAUCAGAGAGACCAGGGGUUCCCUCUUUUGUAGUGCUUCCACAUCCUUUUUUUUCUUCAUACUGAAUAACAAAGUGCACAGAUGUGGUUGACAUGUGAGGAGUGGAGAUGUAUUUUGAGUUUGGUGGAAAUUUGGGAUUGAAUAAAUGACUAACCUCUGUUAUUGUGAGGGAACACUCUGAGACCCUCCAUUCUAUGUAAAGGUAGACAAAUAUCUGUAAUUACCUUUUUGGUUGGGUUUGUUUCAGUGCAGCUUUUUUGUACUGGUUCCUCAGUAAGUUCAAGAUGGCCUGUUGGGGCAUCUACAUCAGUGCCUUGUACUGAACCUUUAGGGAAACGUUUUGUAAUGACUACUAUUCAGUUACUUGGUACAGGAUGACUGUUUUGAAUAAAACUGAAAAACGA